UUGUAAUAUAAAACAACCACUAUGGCUAAAAAGGGAGGAGAGAAUUCCAAGAAAGCAGCCGGCCAAGCUAGAAAAGCCGACAAUGCCAAUAAAAAGAAACAAGACCAAGCAGCAGCAGCAGAGGCUGCAGAAGCAGCUACUUGGGAAGACGGAUCCAAAAAGGGUAACAAGAAGAAGGAAGACGCUCAAUUCAAAAAGGAGGAAGCUGCUCGUAAGAAGGCAGAACGUGAUGCAUUAUUAAAGGCUGAAGAGAUUGCCAAUCCCUCUAAAAGUAGAGGUGCUGCAAAACAAGCUAAUAAAAAAACCAAUAAAAUUGAUUCCUUUUUGGAUUGGAAUAAAGACACUCCGGAAUUAAGUGCCAGUGGGUUAGAUUCCGCAUUGGAAGCAUUGGCCUUAACCGGUAGAGAUGGAGGUGUUCAAUCAAAGGAUAUCGAUAGACACCCAGAAAGAAGAGUCAAAGCAGCAUUUGCAGCUUACGAAGAAAAAAGAUUACCAGAAUUAAGAAAAGAAAACCCUGGUUUAAGAUUACAACAAGUUAAAAAUAUCCUCUUCAAAGAAUUCCAAAAAUCUCCUGAAAAUCCAAUGAACCAAGAUACCAACAUCGAUUAUAACGCCUCCAAAGAUGAAAUCGAUGCUAAAAAGAAGGACGUCAGAGCCCAAAGAGAGAAAAAAUUCGCCUAACCAAUUGAUACUCGUACGUAUUAAAAUUCUAUAAUGAAUUAUAACGAUCUAAUAGUAAU
Hyphopichia burtonii NRRL Y-1933 is the source of this 740-nucleotide messenger RNA. RefSeq lists its product as uncharacterized. Gene Ontology annotation, biological process: transcription by RNA polymerase II. The transcript has a single exon. Gene Ontology annotation, cellular component: nucleus. Gene Ontology annotation, molecular function: transcription coactivator activity. The record is from RefSeq and is a predicted model, not a curated record. Bases 22 to 681 code for a protein of 219 amino acids. NCBI's taxonomy places the organism in Eukaryota, Fungi, Ascomycota, Pichiomycetes, Serinales, Debaryomycetaceae.